Molecule: messenger RNA, 2520 nt
Organism: Cladophialophora bantiana CBS 173.52
Lineage: Eukaryota; Fungi; Ascomycota; Eurotiomycetes; Chaetothyriales; Herpotrichiellaceae
Exons: 8
Coding region: 1-2520 (839 amino acids)
Source: RefSeq, a predicted model, not a curated record
AUGCGAGCGAAAUCGGUGUCGUACAAUCCCAGACUGCAGACACUGGACAUAAGAACAGUUACCAGUUUGAAUGGAUAUCCGAAUGAGCGCAGCCUCGCAUCCAUCUUACUAGGCAAAGUAGCCGCAGAGCCUGAGCAGGAUCAUACUACGGGCAAGUUCCUCCAGGCGAGAGUCGAUCGAUGUGAUGGGCACAAUAAAAGAGAGCCCGAUAAAUGGGUCAUUUUCCUGUCCACACCCUAUCUGGACAGUGGGAAAUUCGACCGGGAUCCCGAUGCUGACCUCGAGUUCCAUCGUCCCCAGACACUUUUCGAGUUUGUCUACAAGGAUCAAGAUACAUCGUUACAAGAUGAAAAGCAGAUGCUCAGGACGAAACUGCGCUCAUCAGACAUUCUUCGCGUGCACAGUCUGUGGGCACUGUUCAGUUCAGGAACCCUGGUCAUGAGUUCUCCAGAUCCCGCUGAUGAGAUGCUUGGUCCUUCUAUUCUGAUGGAAGACGUUACAGAUCAGGUCGAAACUGGUGAAUUGCGGAUCAUUCGGCUGCUUGACCCGACCGAUAGAACCUUUUUCAUUCCCCUGGUUGUGGGACUCUGCGCUAGAAGAUUUGGAGCCACACCGGAGAUGUACCAUCUCAGUGACAAUGACGGGAACGAGAUCACUGCUGCGGAGUGGCAGCAGUUUAUCACGAACCAAAAUGACUUCGGCACUAUGGUGCGCGUUGGGCUGUACUCGAGUUCACCGCCGCCGGAAGCUCCGCCGCCACCCAGCAGUGACCGGGACCUGCCACCUAACAACGAUGGGCCUAGGGGUCGAGAUGAGCUUGUCGUACGACGCCGUGAGGUCAGCUUGGAGCGUCUGCGGUUAAAAAGACCGAGACGAAGCCGGCGGUCAAUCAAUAUAAUAAACCGUGCACGUGGCGUCACGAAUGAAAACGGAAGACCGCCCUUUCAACGCAAGACAGGUGCAUUGGAUGAGGAAAGACGACUCGACCAGCACCAUCUUCCUUUAAGACACUCUGAUGACGCUGGCACAAACCACAUCGAUGAUUACCCUGCAGACUAUAGAGAACAGACGACGGUCCUCUCGGUCCUGAAGGGAGGCAGCAGGGGUGACAUUGCAGACUCACCUUCCGAGUUAACAGAGUCUCCCGCUGAUGAAAAGAUCAAUGUUCAGAAACAGCGCGAGCUGAGGCUGAAGGAAAUCACUCGCCGCAGGGGCACCAGAGACACCACUCAACCAUCUUACCCUGCAAUCGACCCUGUCAGAAAUCGCAGCUUGAGGAGCGGACAACGAAGGUCACAUCAUGGCGAUUCAUUGGCUUUAGUCCCUUACGGAGGGCCUGACGAAACGGCUGGCCAAUUGAGCCGAGAUGAUAGAGCUCUCAUCAUCAAGAAGGAUGUAAUUCUGGAAGAGCAAGUCAAUUUUGAGACAUGGCAGACGCAAAGAUGGAAAGAGCCAAAAUAUAUUAUCCGCAGUAUCCCCAAUACCGUCAUGAGCGCUGCUGCUGGCCGUGAUGGUGGCAGAUUUGACCAUAUCUUCUACUGUCCCAAGGACGUUCUCGACUCCCUAAUAACGCCUGCGGGUGAUUCUCAACGUUCUCUGGACACGGAUGAAAAGAGUGGAACAACAAAUAAGGUAGUCGAGGGACCUGAAGCACAUAGAUCUCCCUCGAACUCCCAGCCCCCCUUGCAAGGCGAGGAGAGACAAAGCAAAAAGCCGAGACCGGCUUGGAAAAAGGAUCGGAACGAGGCGGACAAAACACAGCGCCCGCCGCCGGCCUGCCUUCCUCUGGCCUAUUGGUUCUGUGAAACAACAAUACCGUGGGAUCAAUCAGGCAAUACUGGCGACGUGAGGAGCGCGCCACUCAACGAUGCUGGCAGAAAUCAAAUGACCGUACUAAACUUCGUCCUAGCUCAAAUCGAUUCGAAUCUCACCCAAGGGAAUCGAGUCCAAGCUCAUAGACUCGGUGAACCCAGUGAGAAAGAGGCGCCAAUCUAUAAAGGUCUUCUCGAAUCGUCAAGGGACGCAGUCGCCGAGAGGGUCACCAGCUUCUGCGGAGCUGGUCCAUCAGUGAAGGCCGAAGAUGAAACAAAGCCGAAUCUCGACAUCUUUACCCAAGUGAGACUGUGCUUCGAUAUCUUGGUUGAACUAUUGGAAUCCUUCCUCCCUCAGGACUAUCCGUCCGUGGUACUUAGGAAGUUCUGGUAUGGGGUUGAUGUAUGGAUUCGGGGAUUGCAGCAGUUGAUGUCAGCAAAAGAUACACCUCCGAAUACCACCACUGGCACCAAGCGUCGUCCGGAUCCUGUCAAAGCUCCCGAUAUCUACUAUGUUGUCAGGGCCGACUGGGCCCCUCGAAGCUCUCAACUGACGGAGCUAAAGUACCCUGACCGCGAUGUAGACCGCGGCACUCAGUGUAUAAAUCGGCAGUCAUACACGCGUCUUGAAAAUGUGCUUCAGCACUUGCGGGAGGUGCAUUUCACCUCAGCGAUGGCAUCUGAGAAUGACAAUUCACGAAUGGGUUAG